Branchiostoma belcheri (Belcher's lancelet) is the source of this 5884-nucleotide messenger RNA. Its product is annotated as DENN domain-containing protein 5A-like. The record is from RefSeq and is a predicted model, not a curated record. Gene Ontology annotation, molecular function: small GTPase binding; guanyl-nucleotide exchange factor activity. Lineage: Eukaryota; Metazoa; Chordata; Leptocardii; Amphioxiformes; Branchiostomatidae. Bases 139 to 5619 code for a protein of 1826 amino acids. The transcript has 37 exons.
CUCGUGAGUUUUGCGUCAUCUCGCGAGAACACCCUCUUGUCCAUCAUGGCGGAGGGAUAGGUUCCACUCGAAAAUCGCUUGUUGCUCCCAAAUUUUCCUCCGAAUUUCUGACUUUACAUCACUCUCCGAACGUCCAAGAUGAGCGAGCCGGGCCAAGCAGGGACCAGGUUCGCCGACUACUUCGUGGUCUGCGGUUUGGACGUCGCAUCGGGCUUAGAACCGGACCAACUACAAGCCCACAACCUUCAGCUGACCCCCCUGGAAAGAUCGUACAACUCCAAGGUGCUGGCACACUACCCUGAAAAUGUGGCCUGGAACCCUUUUGAUGAAAGUGCGGUUGGCAUGCUUUGCCUUCCAAAGGGCCUGUCCUUCCGGACAGAGAACGAGAAGCGGGAAACUCGCUUCCACUCGUUCAUCAUCACGCGGGAGGACGGCAGUCGGACCUACGGCACCUCCUUCACGUUCUACGAGAAAGUCGUGGACAAACAGAUCUGCGAAGCCAUGCAGACGCUCUUUGCCAUGCACAAGGCGGAGCUCAGCAACCGCCAAUCCCGCACCGUCUUUCCCCUCAUGGACCGCACGCCGCCCGAAAUCGGGGACGAGAACGAGAGAUACGUCCCCAGAACUUACGACAUAACCUCCGAUGUUUUGUACGUCACCAAGAGUAUAUGCCUUAUAACACCACUGCCUUUCAUCCAAGCAUGUAAAAAGUUCCUGUCACAGUUGUAUGAAGCAAUAUCGUCCCCUUCCCAGCCCCCCCUCCCCGUAGAAAGCUACGUUUAUAACAUUCUAUACGAAGUCCCGCUGCCGCCGCCGGGGAGAAGUUUACAGUUCAACGCGGCGAAGGGCGCCGUGACGUGUCACCGUCCGAGCGCGAACGAGCUGCCGUUGUUCGACUUCCACAUACGGGAGAUGUUCACGCUACUCGGCGUGGAUAGCGUACUACAGCUGUGGACCUGCGCUCUGUUGGAGAAACACAUACUGCUGUAUUCACAAGACUACCAUCGCUUGAUGCUGCUAGCGGAGAGUCUGAGCGUGCUGCUGUUCCCCUUCACGUGGCAGCACGUGUACGUUCCCAUCCUGCCCGCCUCGCUGCUCCACUUCCUGGACGCGCCCGUCCCCUACAUCAUGGGUCUGCACCACAACGGCAGGGACGACAGGUCUCAGCUACAGCUCCCGCAUGAGGCCUCCCUCUGUUUUGUAGACAUUGACAACCACACAGUCGAGCUCCCCGAGGAUCUCCCACAGUUUCCUAAGAAACUCGACGUCCUCCAAGAAAUCUCGGAGAUCCUGGUCCGCAGCAACGUGCCUCUGGAGCCCGGGAUGAACCCGCCCAGUCGUAGUGACUCGGGCUGCCAUCUUAGCGACGACGGGCGCACGGGAAGCCCCGCUCACACCUCAACUCUCAGUAAACGCGACAUUCUAGAAAGCAGCGAAGCCAUCGCGAAAAUAACCGCCAUCGCGCAACGCAUGGGAGUCAGUCACACAAUCAGCGACAUCGCGAAAUCCCUCCCAGAGAUCGCCGCGUUCGAAAAGAAACCAAAGGUCGACCACGAUCUCGAAGACAUGAAACUGAACGCCGCUUUACGAGAAAUCUUCCUACACAGAAUAGCGUCCUUGUUGCUUGGUUACGAGUCGUUCGUCAUCCAACCGAACGGUGACCUGGAGUCGUGGUUUAGUAACAGGGAGCAGAUGACAAACUUCGACAAAGCCGCGUUCUUGUCGGACCAACCAGACAUCUACUUGCCUUUCUUGUCGCCUUUUAUCGAGACACAGAUGUUUGCAACUCUAGUGGACAACAAGAUUAUGGCCAACUGGGAGCCUAUCGAUGACAACUUGAAGAUUUUUGACGCCAAAAUCGAGAACAUCAAGUCAUCCAGAAACUCCCACAUCCGCAUGUCCAACCCUGACAGGUCCAUCAUGGUAGAAAUACAAGACUCGGAACGAGCCAUCACAGAGAAGUGGAACAAAGUAGACCACAUGGCCGUGCACCCCCACCUCCUGAGUAUGAAGAUCGGACAGGGCAGACACGAGCCUGGCUUCUUCCCCGACCUGCAACCUGACGUCAUGUGCUACGAGUCAGGUAACAACAGUGCGUUGCAAGAUGCUUAUUCCAGCUUCUUUCUCAGUCCACAUGCCGACGAAAUCGAGUGGGAUGACUACAGGUACACACGGAGAAACAUGCGCCAACAGUGGAGACGUAAGGAGAGAAUGCAGCAACACUCCCAACACCUGGCCAUGAGCACCGACCAACGAGAGAAAUACAUCCAGGAGGCUCGAGGUAAGUUGUUACGUCAGCCCAAACUGUCGGACAUGUCACCGGCUGUCAUCGCUCAGACCAACUGGAAAUUUGUUGAGGGACUGCUCAAGGAGUGUAAAGUCAAGACCAAGAGGAUGCUGGUAGAGAAGAUGGGUUCAGAGGCCGUCGAGCUGGGCCACGGCGAGACGUCGCUACGCGGGAUGGAGGAGAACACGCUCAUCGCCAGCCUGUGUGACCUGCUGGAGAGGAUCUGGAGCCACGGCCUGCAGACCAAACAGGGGAAGUCUGCCCUGUGGUCUCACCUGAUGGCCUAUCAGGAGAUGGAGGAGACCAGAGACAGGUCACCUGAGAGCAGCGCGCUCUCACCUGGCACAGACUACAACCUGCGCCCACCAACUGAUGAAGAAGAAGCCAGUCAUGACGAGGAAGACAAAUCUUACAAACCCAAAAAGAAAAACCCGUUUAAGAAAAGACCUCGAAAAAAGAGCGCAGAGGAUGAAGGGGUGACCGUUAGGUCAAGCCGCAGCACUUUGAAAGUUCCCAUGGCCAGUAGGUUCUUUCUGAUUGAAAAAAUGCAUAAUAGUAUUAAUAAGCAAGCUGGGUAUUUAAACACUGAAAGAUGCUGCCCAAUGAUGGACAGGAGGAGACGGAGUAAGUCACCUGACCCCAUCAGUCUGCUGCCAGCCAUGAAACAGACAGUUGUCCAGGACAUGAGGAGCAUCCAGUCUAUGAAGGAGAUAAAGACAGAUGUAGGGUUUGCGCGGACGUGGGUUAGACUGUCCAUAGAGAAGAAGAUGCUGUCUGCACAUCUCAAGGAGUUACUGGCUGAUCAGGAGCUUCUCAAGUCCCGGUACAAGAGGUACGCGUUCCUGCGUUCGGAGGAGGAGAGAGAACAGUUCCUGUAUCACCUCCUGUCACUCAACGCUGUCGACUACUUCUGUUUCACCAACUGUUUCACUGCCACAGUCAUUCCAUACCGUGUGGUGAUCGUGCCCAGUCGUAAGUUUAACGCCUCCACCACGACUGCCCAGCCCUGGAUGUGUCUGGCAGGGGAGAUGAGUGACACGGGCAUCAUACAGCUGCCCAAAAAUACUCUGGAGAUGACAUUCGAGCAUAAGAACCUGGGCCUGAUGACCACCCUGCGUAUCGGCCAUGACAACAGUGGACUGAUGCCCAAAUGGAUGGUGGAGUACAUCCUGGUUAGGAACGAGGUCACAGGUCACACAUACAAGUUCCAGUGUGGUCGGUGGCUGGGGAAGGGAGUGGAUGACGGCAGUCUGGAGAGACUGUUGGUGGGAGAGCUGCUGAGAAAACCUGUCGACACUGAAGAGCUGCUGAAGAAAUGCCGCACACCACCUGGAUCUAGAUCCAGAUCACCUGUGGGGAUUGAUCUACCCAAAAUCAGACUGGCCUUGCCACAGAUACAGGAGAUGGUGGGAGAUGCUGUCAACAACAUCGUCAAACACUUCUACAAACCAGAGAAGGAGAGAGGCAGCCUGACCCUCCUGUUGUGUGGUGAGAACGGGCUAGUGGAGUCCCUGGAACAGGUCUUCCUGUACGGCUUUAAGUCUUCACGACUCUUCAGGAACAAGUUCUUUGUCUGGGACUUCAUAGGAAAAGUCUACACCUACUUCCAGAGUAUAGACAGUGAUGAGGAGGGUUCUCAGGACUCAGUCCAGGUGCGACAGUCCAGGAAGUCUCUGUGUCGUCUGGUGGAGAAGAUCAAUGCACACUCCACCAGUAUGGGCAAGGACGAGAAGUUCAAACUACUGGUGUGUCUAGGAGCAAGAGACCACCUGCUGGACCAGUGGAUCCCCCUCAUUGUGGCCACGCCCGUCACCCUGUCCAUGUACGAGGAGACGUCCUUCCUCCGAGACGAGGCCAUGGUGCAGUUCCUGGUCUCCAUCCUCCAGUCUCUCAAGGAGUUCAACAUCCUGCUGGAGUCCUCCAUCAUGAGUGGCCUGGACGUCUGCUGUAACAUCCUGCUGGAGGCCUCCAUCAUGACGUCUGAACAAGGCUAUAACAUCCUGCUGGAGGCCUCCAUCAUGACGUCUGAACAAGGCUAUAACAUCCUGCUGGAGUCCUCCAUCAUGACGUCUGAACAAGGCUAUAACCUCCUGCUGGAGUCCUCCAUCAUGACGUCUGAACAAGGCUAUAACAUCCUGCUGGAGUCCUCCAUCAUGUCUAUCAUGCCUAUACGUCUGAAUAAGGCUAUGCAUAAGAACCUGGGCCUGAUGACCACCCUGCGUAUCGGCCAUGACAACAGUGGACUGAUGCCCAACCCCACACUGUGUGUGAAUGUACUGUCCCCUAAUGAUAUAUCCCCUCACACAGUGUUACUGUACUUCCCCCAGCAUAAGAACCUGGGCCUGAUGACCACCCUGCGUAUCGGCCAUGACAACAGUGGACUGAUGCCCAACCCCACACUUCACACACUGUUACUGUACUUCCCCCAGCAUAAGAACCUGGGCCUGAUGACCACCCUGCGUAUCGGCCAUGACAACAGUGGACUGAUGCCCAAAUGGAUGGUGGAGUACAUCCUGGUUAGGAACGAGGUCACAGGUCACACAUACAAGUUCCAGUGUGGUCGGUGGCUGGGGAAGGGAGUGGAUGACGGCAGUCUGGAGAGACUGUUGGUGGGAGAACUGCUGAGAAAACCUGUCGACACUGAAGUUCGGACUUCUUGGGUGCACCAGCUUCCCUCACCUAUAGAAGAGCUGCUGAAGAAAUGCCGUACACCGCCUGGAUCUAGAUCCAGAUCACCUGUGGGGAUUGAUCUACCCAAAAUCAGACUGGCCUUGCCACAGAUACAGGAGAUGGUGGGAGAUGCUGUCAACAACAUUGUCAAACACUUCUACAAACCAGAGAAGGAGAGAGGCAGCCUGACCCUCCUGUUGUGUGGUGAGAACGGGCUAGUGGAGUCCCUGGAACAGGUCUUCCUGUACGGCUUCAAGUCUUCACGACUCUUCAGGAACAAGUUCUUUGUCUGGGACUUCAUAGGAAAAGUCUACACCUACUUCCAGAGUAUAGACAGUGAUGAGGAGGGUUCUCGGGACUCAGUCCAGGUGAGACAGUCCAGGAAGUCUCUGUGUCGUCUGGUGGAGAAGAUCAACGCACACUCCACCAGUAUGGGCAAGGACGAGAAGUUCAAACUACUGGUGUGUCUCGGAGCAAGAGACCACCUGCUGGACCAGUGGAUCCCCCUCAUUGUGGCCACGCCCGUCACCCUGUCCAUGUACGAGGAGACGUCCUUCCUCAGGGACGAGGCCAUGGUCCAGUUCCUCGUUUCCAUCCUCCAGUCUCUCAAGGAGUUCAACAUCCUGCUGGAGUCCUCCAUCAUGAGUGGCCUAGACGUCUGAACAAGGCUAUAACAUCCUGCUGGAGUCCUCCAUCAUGACGUCUGAACAAGGCUAUAACAUUCUGCUGGAGUCCUCCAUCAUGACGUCUGAACAAGGCUAUAACAUCCUGCUGGAGUCCUCCAUCAUGACGUCUGAACAAGGCUAUAACAUCCUGCUGGAGGCCUCCAUCACGACGUCUGAACAAGGCUAUAACAUCCUGCUGGAGGCCUCCAUCAUGACCGGUCUGAACAAGGCUAUGGGCUGAAUAAAGAGACUCUUUUUACAC